Molecule: messenger RNA, 754 nt
Organism: Rhopilema esculentum
Lineage: Eukaryota; Metazoa; Cnidaria; Scyphozoa; Rhizostomeae; Rhizostomatidae
Source: RefSeq, a predicted model, not a curated record
UCUCUAUCCAUUCCAAGUGGAAAAAUUCUCAUGAAAUGACAUUUUAAAAUGAUAAUACCAUUUCAGGCAUACCUAUGAGCCAAGAUCAACGUUUUGCUGGCACAACACCUUCAGCAAUGCAACAUAGUCAACCAGUAGGGAACAAUACUGGAGCAAUUUUGUCACAAAGUAAAGCAAGGACACCUUCAGACAGAAUAUCGAUUCGGACACCACCCGUUGGGGGUGUUAUCAGCACCCCAUCGCCAUGCAAGAUGUACAAACUGACAAAUACUGGAGGAUAUCCAAGAUCACAACCAAGGCAACACAACGAGCAAGGCAUGCAUAGACCAAUGACGCAAAGUUCUCCAGCUGGGUCCCAAAUGAGGUCUAGAUCAAGUACUCCAACAAUGUCACUUUCAAGGUCAGUUACCCCAAACAGAUACAACUCCCCACGAGAUUUGAAUAGCUUGAUGAGUUCGUCACAACAACGGCAAAACAAUAACUCAACUCCAAUGGCAACUCCCUCCAAUAAAACACCAUACACAUCAAGACCAGACUCGGGUACUCCGAUGCAGAUAAACUCCACGCUCGAUCCGGCUCAAAGACAAAUAAGGCUCACUUACCAACCAAGAACAGCACUUAUGUCCAAGGUAACACCGAGAUCAUCGCAGCAGACUGCAUAAAGGUUGAAUCAUUGCGUGAAGGCUGGGUUAUCGAAACAAUCGCGAACUCUAAAUUGUUUGAUAUUAUGAAAAUGUAAAUCGAUCUAGAGAAU